Messenger RNA from Haliotis rufescens (red abalone), 773 nucleotides. RefSeq lists its product as uncharacterized. The transcript has 4 exons. The record is from RefSeq and is a predicted model, not a curated record. Lineage: Eukaryota; Metazoa; Mollusca; Gastropoda; Lepetellida; Haliotidae. The coding region runs from base 69 to 761 and encodes 230 amino acids.
CAAUCCAAUCACGUGUUUCACUUCUGCAAAACACCCAAGGGUUUACGUACUUGAUUAACAUCCAUAUCAUGUUGUUAAGUGAAUCAGAGGUCACGGGUACCUGUUGGUCCCCCCCGGAUCGGUCGAGCAUGUGGAGGGCGGGGUUCUCUGUUCCUGCAAACUACGGUGAUAAUCAACUGUUCUGUGGAGGGUUUUCGAACCAGUGGGAGACAAAUGACGGCAAGUGCGGGACCUGUGGCGACCCGUAUCAGGGACCACUUCCUAAUGAUAGCGGGGAGUACGACACGGGGACAAUUGGCGCCCAGUACACACAGGGACAGGACAUUGAUGUCACUAUCCAGCUAACAGCCAAUCAUCUCGGGUACUUCACGAUAAAGCUUUGCGCUGAUGGAGACCUAAAGAGAGACGCCCUUCAGACGUGUCUCGACAACACAGUUCUGAAGUUGAUAACGCCCUCUGGCGUCAAAGAGAAGAACGAGAUAGGGUCAGAGGUAAUAACUGGGGAACUGACGAGGAAGGACCUGGUCUUGGGCUUGGUCCUCAGGAACACUUCGUCAACUGACCUGACAUUAGGAUCAUUGAGUCAGGAAAAUCUCCCACACAGUCGUUCCCUACUACACCCAACCCCACAUCGGCCCCCAGUACCGGGAGGUGUCUGUCGAGCUACAGGUGUGUGGGAGGGGCUAGCAGGUCAAGAUCAAUGGUGUGUCAACAACUGCGCUGCAGGCCAAUGCCCCCCUUCUUUCUGUGUCUGCAACUGAGAAGAGAAAAUG